Molecule: messenger RNA, 1770 nt
Organism: Hibiscus syriacus
Lineage: Eukaryota; Viridiplantae; Streptophyta; Magnoliopsida; Malvales; Malvaceae
Product: transcription factor MYBC1-like
Exons: 2
Coding region: 165-1073 (302 amino acids)
Biological process (GO): regulation of DNA-templated transcription
Cellular component (GO): nucleus
Molecular function (GO): DNA binding; DNA-binding transcription factor activity
Source: RefSeq, a predicted model, not a curated record
GAAAAGCAUGAAACAGAGUAGGCAUUGGUAAAAGCUGAAAAGAAGAAAACAAAGAUCCACCUCGAACCUCCCUCCACUCUGCGUCUUUCUUUCGCUCUCAACUGAGCUAAGAGGCUUUGGAUUUACAGCUCCAAUUUGGGAUUCACUGCUAUCUGUAAAUAAUUAUGAGGGAAGAAGACUCAAAUUGGUUCUCCAGAUGGGAGGAGGAGCUGCCAUCCCCGGAGGAGCUUAUGCCUCUGUCCCAAUCCCUAAUUACUCCUGAUCUUGCUCUCGCCUUCGACAUUCGACCCAACCAUGCCCAACACCAACAGCCUCCUCCUUCGCCUUCCUCGGCUCUACUGCCCCCUUCUCAACCCUCCUUGUCCGAAUUUGCCGCCGAUUCCGGGGACCUGGGAUCCGGGGCAGCCGGGGAUGAGCCCGCGCGCACACUCAAGCGGCCUCGCCUCGUGUGGACCCCACAGCUCCACAAGAGAUUCGUCGACGCUGUGGCUCAUUUGGGGAUCAAGAAUGCUGUCCCCAAGACCAUAAUGCAGUUGAUGAGUGUCGAUGGCUUGACGAGAGAAAACGUUGCGAGCCAUUUGCAGAAGUAUCGCCUUUAUUUGAAGAGAAUGCAAGGCUUGUCUGGUGGUAGCGGAGGCGGUGCCAACGGAGGAUCUGGUGGUGCAGGAUUAGGGGCCUCCGCUGAUCCAGCGACGGACCAUUUGUUUGCAAGUUCACCGGUUCCACCACACUUUCUUCAUCCUGGUCGAGCUAAUUCAGAGCAUUUCUUACCUUUCGUGCCAGUGCCACCACUGCAGCAUCACCAACAACAGCAGCAAAUGCUGGCGGCUGCGGUAGGGCAUCCUCAUUUGCAGUCUCAGUAUCAUCGGCCACAAAUGGGGCUGUACGGGUCAUCUCCAAAUAGUCAAUUCGAGCAUCCUUUCUUAGGCAGGCAGACGCAGCAACCAAUGCGCAGGAUGGGAGGGACGCCGGUGCACAAUCAAGCUCCCAGUAGUUAUGUGGAAGAUUUGGAAUCUGCCAAUGGCAAUUGUGGAAAGAAGGUUCUUACAUUAUUUCCUACUGGGGAUGAUUGAUUCAAAACUUUGGUAAUUAUUGACACCCUUUCUUCAAAUUAGCCUUUCUUCAAGUUUCAUCAUGUAGAGUCUUGGUGGGUAGUUAUUCAUAUUUCUGGCUUUUUAAAGCUAUCAUGAGGGGGUGCUGCUGAUCGGAAAUGAAUUUCAAUUUCUGAAUUUCAUCUUGAGCUUGUUGGCACUGUACUUAAUUUGUUACGUUUUUUUUACUAGACUCUGCUGAUCAUUGUUGCAGUGUCAGUUCUUCAGACUUCUAGGUCUGUAAAUAAGUUGUCCGUUGCAGACUGUUUUCUCUGUCAGCUUCUUGUGAUGGAUUUAAUCCUGAGCUCACUCUAAGCACCAAUAUGUUCUUUAGGCCUAUCAUGCUUGCAAUUACAUUGGUCUGCUGGUAUAAAUUAAUCUGGAUUUCUUUGUGGCUAUGGUUGCUGGGAAUCGUCUCAAUUAACUUAAAAUUUAGAGUCUGCUUGCAUGGGAGUCCUUUCAGCCAACAAGGUGGUUUUGAGGCUACAUGACUAAAAUUUGAACUUGAGGUGGGGAAAAAAGACAUAAUCAUCCCUAGUCAGUUUCUUUGUUUAUUGCAGUUGGUACUGAGAUUCUCAAGUUUCCAAAAUUCUCUUCUGUGUUAAUCAUUUGUUUGUCUUGGUUCAGUUUUAUGUAGAGGUAAGUUGUACAAUGUUUGACUCUGACCUGUGAUAUGAAA